GGGAGGUUUGUGUUUGUGGUUUAAAAGGUUUAAAAGCUGAGAUCUGCUUGACGUUUCUGUGAAAAUGGAGUUUGUUAAAGAAGAGAGUGAAGACCUGAGUGAUGAAGAAACAUGCGGAGAGGAUGAGGAAGAGACCGAGGAGCACAGAGAUCUGAUAGAAGUGAAAGAGGAACUUCAAGAGCGAAGUGAAGAUCAGUACGAGGAACCUCUUCAUUUCAUAAAUGGAGAACAGUCUUGUAGUCGAUCACAGAAACAUAAUGAUCAAAUGCAAGAAACCUCUCAAAGAACAGAAGCCAAAAACCUGUUCGCCUGCUCUGAAUGUGGAAAGAGUUUCACACGCAGAGGACACCUAAAGAUCCACACGAUCAUCCACACAGGUGAGAGACCGUACACCUGUCCUCAGUGCUCCAAGAGCUUCACCUGCAAAGGAAGCCUUAAGGAUCACUUCAAGAUCCACUCCGGAGAAAAGCCUUCACCUGUCCUCAGUGCGGAUGGAGUUUUGCACGACAAGAAGACCUCAAGAGGCACAUAA
Puntigrus tetrazona (Sumatra barb) is the source of this 532-nucleotide messenger RNA. RefSeq names its product gastrula zinc finger protein XlCGF49.1-like. Gene Ontology annotation, cellular component: nucleus. Lineage: Eukaryota; Metazoa; Chordata; Actinopteri; Cypriniformes; Cyprinidae. Bases 65 to 532 code for a protein of 155 amino acids. The record is from RefSeq and is a predicted model, not a curated record. The transcript is spliced from 3 exons.